Messenger RNA from Phalacrocorax carbo (great cormorant), 528 nucleotides. The record is from RefSeq and is a predicted model, not a curated record. Lineage: Eukaryota; Metazoa; Chordata; Aves; Suliformes; Phalacrocoracidae.
AUGGCACAGGCUGACUUUCAGGUGGCACUGCAGUUCGUGCUGGCCGAGUCCUGGGCAGGGAUUUCUUUUUUGCGCAUGCAGAAGCUCAUCAAGAAGCUGCAAGCUGAGAAAGCCUUUUGGGAGGAGAUUCAGAUUUUUCAUGAGACAAUGAAGAGCUUUCAGGAGACGAUGAAGGUCUUUUGAGAAAGAAUCAGAGAUUUCAAGAUGGCCAUCCAAGCCUUCUGGGAAGAGGAAACGCCCAUCUGGGAGGAGGAAGCUGCCUUUCAGGAGGAAGAAAAGGCUAUUCAGGAGGAAGCAGAAGCCUUCUGGAGGGUGUAUCAUGACUUCUGGAAGGACUUUAAUGCUUUCUGGAAAAGGGAUAAGGAUUUCCGGAAAGAAGAUCAGGUCUUCUGGGAGAAAGACAGGAUCCUUCUGGAUAAGGACAGAGUCCUAUAGGCAGAAGAAGAAACUCUCUGGGCAGAUGAAACAGCUCUCCUGGAAGAGGAUUGAGCUCUCUGGGAAGAUGAGGCCCUCCAGGAAGAUGAAUAA